Vitrella brassicaformis is the source of this 2358-nucleotide messenger RNA. Lineage: Eukaryota; Vitrellaceae. The record is from the annotation of a GenBank genome assembly.
UGUGUGUGAUGCAAUCCUGCACACCCACACACACGACUAGUGCAACACACUCGAUCAGUCAGCGCCCGCCAUCCAGUCAUUCACCCGUAUGUGUUUGUGCGCUGCCUUUGCAGUGCAGUGCAACCCCCUCCACAUGAGCGCAUCGGACUGUGUGUCUGCGUUCGUGUGUAAACACUGCACUGAUGGAUGUGGCGCAGACAGACAGGAAGGAUGUGGUGAGGUGGUACAUACUGCCAGCCGCACCGCACAGACCCCUGCUGUGUGUCGUGUGUGGGUGGGGGAGUGUGUGGGUGGGUGGUCACCUCCGUCCAUGCCAUGUGUGACAGAAUUGACUAAAGUAGUGAGUCAGUCGCAACAAACAAAUACACAAAAGGCAGGCAGGCAGGCAGUGCAGUCAGCCGCACAUUACAGAUUUCUGGACAACGAUCCGAUCCCAGCCGGCCCGGCCAGCCCACGACACAUCGAUCACUGCACUGACAGGACGACGACGACUUGACAGUAAGUACUCACACACAUCCCGGCCUCACUCAGCUUUCACAGCGUGACCGCGGUGGGUGGCCGGCGUGUGUGCUCUCGGGUCGGGCGAGGCGACACAUACACACCAUCACUAGACACCAAAACACAAGGCAGCCUCUACCCCUCCCCCUCUCCCACGCCCUCCCUCCCUCCCUCCCUCCUACUAUGCGUGUCGCUCUGUCCAUCCAUCUAUCGCUUGAUGGGCCGUGCCUGCACAAAGGCCCCGAACCGACUGCAGUCGCCGAAGGGCCUCCCCUCUGCGUCGCGCAAGAAGUGGUCGCGCAUGUCCUCGUGGUCCCAGUGAUGCACCACCUCGAAGUCAUGCUGCUUGAGCAUUUUGUUGACCUCGCCCUUGACGAUGCCAUAAGUGAUGGGCGUCUUGUUGCGCUUCAUCAUCUCUACCACCCUGGACCAGAAGGGAUCCACGGCCCCAUCGAUGAGGGCCUUGUCGAUGUAGCUGCACACCACACCACACCACACCAGGACACACAUCAUCACAUGUCGGGAUGGGAUCGGUCCAUGUCUGUCUGUCUGUCUGUCUGUCUGUGUGGCUGCUCACUCAAAUGUGAUGGUGCUGUCCACCGACAGACUCUGAGAGGCCACAAUCAAAUGAUGCCCACACAACCAGACAGAGAGAGGACUGGACAUCCACCACACAUAAGCACAGAAUGGUACUUACCCUCACGGCGGCCAGUGUGGCUGCGACGCCCUCUUCCGUCAAGUACAUGGUCACACCCUCCCAGAUGAAGAGGCUCCUCUGCCCUCUGACGAAGCCAGCGUCCAGCAGCACACUCUCGAGGCUCUCUGUGUUGAAGUCGCACGACACGAAGCGCACGUCCUCGUACGACGCAGGGUCCACCGAACGGUGCUGGACACCCACACGCAGACACACAAACACACUCACCUGAAGGACUUCUUGUGUGUGUGUGUGUGUGUGUGGUUCAGGCGGUGUUCAGGUCCCACCCACCUUCAUGAGGCUCAGUUUGUCUUGCUGCACGGCCUGCUGGUCAACUUCGAACAUCUUGACGGCAUGCUGCUUGCGGAGACCGGCGAACCGGUGCCACCGCGUGUCAUAACCUGACCACACCACACCACACACACGCAGAGAGACGGAGGGAGAAAGGGAGGAUGCCAAUGGAUGAGUGUGGUCGUAUUGCCUCGCUCGCUCACCGGCUCCCAGUAUGACGAGCUGCAGCGGCACUUUAUCGGUUGCCGCGGCCUCAACGCCAUCCUGAAUCAGCUUGUCGACCAGCUUGGUACGGGCUGACGCAUCGAACGGAGAGCACAGGGAGAUGCAGACAUCCUGCCUGCCUGUGUGUGUCCGUACCGAAGAUGCUUGCCGCGCCCUGCGACGGACAGACAGACAGACAGACAGACAGACAGACAGCCGGAUGCAUCAAGUGGAUCGGGAGGUGCACACAUUGGUGGGCUAUUGCUCGCGUACGCCGCCCUUCCACUUGUCGCUCCACUGUAUGAGGCGGAUCAGCCAGCUUGUGGGCAGCAGCAUGUACAGCUGGACGAGCCACCAAUACCUGUACCUGAGCCAACCAAAGCCAGGAAAGAGAGAGGCAUCUGUCUGUCUGUCUGUCUGUCUGUCCAUGUCAUUGCCUCUUUCUCCUUUGCUCACGAGAUGAAUCGCGCGAUGGCGGCUCGUUCGCUAAUGGGCAGGUCGCACGGUGGCGGCAGCUUCGUCAUAACGUAUCGGGCGCCACACACCGCUUCUGCGUUGAAUGAACGAACGUUUCUUUCGGAUCUGAGAAUGGAAGUCCGUAUGAACAACCACUCCCUCACGAACAUGCUGAACUGGGCACCCAUCUUGAUCAGAUGACGACUUGUUUUUCG